CAGUGAAGCGCAAACAAUGGACGAACCCUUCCCUGGCACGAUUGUUCCGUUCGCCGUAACCUUGUGAAAUUGUGUGCCUUUUUCUGUUUGGUUUUCAAUUGUUUGUUAAAUUGCGCGGACCGCGCGCCAGUGCACCAAAGCGAGGCGGACAACGGAAAACGGGAAAACGUUUUUCAUUCGGGCUGACCUACCGGACGGACGGUGUGAUUCCGAGCGAGCGCGAAAAGGGCCACUCGAGGGCCGCGUUUAUUGCAAUUCUUAUCUCGCUGGCGCGAGUUAAGAUUAUUAAGUGUUUACUGUCUCUGUCUCGGCUGUCAACCCAGUUCGCGCGUAGAGCACGUGAAAAUUGGACCGCGCAUUCGUGCCACUAGGUAUUGCUUGCCCCCGUUACCCACCCGUGCGGCCGGUCCCGGCUCUAGAUGAGUAGAUCGCUCCUCUUUGUCAUCCCGCAGCGUUUGCUAUCAAUUGGCCGAUGUAACCAGGUUGCAGUGAUAACGCGCCAUUCGAGCAAGAUGAGCGAAAGGCAGGAAAGCAGUGGCAGCACCAUCGUGAAGGGUGCCGAUAGUUGGUUUAACAAGUACGCGGCCGUGGAAAGCUCUCCCGAAGACACAUUUAAGGGUGUAAUCGAUCGGUUCAAUGGAAUCACGGUGGACUCGAACAUGGAAACGUGCAAUGCGGACAGUUUCCAAGCCAUUCUGAAGCGGUCACUCGAGCACUGGAAUGAGCGCAAAACACGUGGCGUGUGGUUCAAAGUUCAUUUGAAUGCGGCCAGCUGGAUACCGGAACUAGUCAAUAACGGAUUUCAAUUCCACCAUGCCAAAAAUACGUUCGUCAUGCUGUACCGCUGGUUGCCGGUACACGAAACGGCCAACAUUCCACCGUACGCGCACACGAUGGUAGGUGUCGGGGCGCUGGUAAUAAACGACCGCAAAAAGCAGGUGCUGGUCGUAAGCGAGAUGCACGCCCUCAUUGCCGGAUCCUGGAAGCUACCGGGAGGCUACGUUGAACCUAAUGAGAACUUUAUCGACGCCGCGAUACGCGAGGUGGCAGAAGAGACGAACAUACGCACCAAAUUCGAGUCGGUCGUCUCGAUCAGGCACGCGCACGGUGCCGGGUUCGGGUGUUCGGAUCUGUACAUCGUGAUGGCGCUGACUCCGCUGUCGGAGGAUAUUAGCAAAUGCGACCGCGAGAUUGCCGGUUGCCAGUGGAUGGAUCUGGACGAGUACCUGUCGCACCCGAAGGUACACGAAACCAACCGAAACUUUGUGCGGACGUACCUGGAGUACAAGCGGACGGGCGUGCGGAUCGACUGUGCCGACGAAGUGCAUCAGUUGCUCCGGAAGCGCUACAACAUCUACUCGGUGGUUGCCAAGGUAACGGCGGAUGGUGAGACGACCAGUACGCCCAAGUUAUAACAGCGGGCAGUGCGCGAACGGGAACGGAGCUAGGGCGGCGGCCUAUGAGGCCAGCUUGCUGGGUUGGGCACACACAGGUAUGUUGCUAUGGCAGUAACACGGGAGCGAAGUAAAACAUUGUUUUUAUUGUUUGUUA
Molecule: messenger RNA, 1551 nt
Organism: Anopheles bellator
Lineage: Eukaryota; Metazoa; Arthropoda; Insecta; Diptera; Culicidae
Exons: 5
Coding region: 420-1415 (331 amino acids)
Molecular function (GO): NADH pyrophosphatase activity; ADP-ribose diphosphatase activity; NAD binding
Source: RefSeq, a predicted model, not a curated record